Molecule: messenger RNA, 1191 nt
Organism: Teleopsis dalmanni
Lineage: Eukaryota; Metazoa; Arthropoda; Insecta; Diptera; Diopsidae
Product: lipase 3
Exons: 6
Coding region: 1-1191 (396 amino acids)
Biological process (GO): lipid metabolic process
Molecular function (GO): hydrolase activity, acting on ester bonds
Source: RefSeq, a predicted model, not a curated record
AUGCAAUUAAGAACGCAAGUGUCGCUCCUUACUUUAAUAAUAAUAACAUGCGGCCUUUCACACGUCAAUGGAAAGGAUUUAGUUUGUCAGAUAAUUGAAUCAAAUAAUUACACUUGUGAAACGCAUCAAGUGCGCACAGAGGAUGGCUAUCAACUGACGCUACAUCGCAUCCCUCCCAAAAAUCCCAACACCACAAAUCAUUUAUUGCCUUUUCUGCUAAUGCAUGGAAUAAUCGGUUCGGCUGCUGAUUUCGUGUUGCCUGGACGUUCGCGUUCACUAGGUUGUAUUCUACACGAACAGGGCUAUGAUAUUUGGUUGCCGAAUGCGCGCGGCACCACUUACUCAAAACGUCACAUUGACUUCGAUUCAUCGAUGCCACAAUUUUGGAAUUUCACUUGGCAUGAAAUUGGUUACUACGAUUUACCUGCCAUUGUUGAUUAUAUAAGCAAAGUCAGCGGCAAACAACAAUUACACUAUGUAGCGCACUCACAGGGUUCCACCGUGUUUUUAGUUUUAUUAUCGGAGAGACCGCAAUAUAAUGAACGCUUUGCUUCGGCCACACUUCUGGCUCCUGUUGCCUACCUAAAGCAUUUGCAAAGUCCUCCAUUGCGAGUAAUGGUCGCGAAAAGUGACAAAAUCGAGGCGCUCCUAAAUCAUCUGGGAUUACACGAACUUUUUCCAUCGACUGCCCUAACUCAGCUGGGCGGACAUCUGCUAUGUGGCAGCGAUGCACCUACACAAAACCUGUGCCUGCUGACUACGUUUUUGGCCGUCGGUUUCAGUGACUACGAAAUGGAUCGGGCACUCUUCCCACGAAUAUUUGAGACGACUCCGGCAGGGAUAUCACGAAAGCAGUUUCAACAUUUUUCCCAACUUAUAAUUUCAGGCAAGUUCCAACAGUUCGAUUACAAAUCGAAAGCAGAAAACUAUCGUCACUACAAGCGCAAAACUCCGCCGGAGUACAAUUUGAGGAAUGUACGUGUGCCGCUGCAGUUAUUCUAUGGCAGCCGUGAUUUACUGAUGGCGAAGCAGGAUGUUAUCUUACUAACACAACAACUCAAGAACACACAAUACACACUAAAUGAACUGCGUGGAUUCAAUCACAUCGAUUUGCUGUACUCUACGGAAGCACCACGAUUUAUAUAUAAAAAAAUUAUAAGCAAUACAAAACAAUUUUAUAGUAUGUAUUAA